AAAGGCCACAAAGGCGCAGUCGCGCAGAAGAGAGAACUGACGAUCCGUAGAACUUAGUCCGUUACUUUUUUAUUCCAUUUUGUUCCAUCCCUUUCCCGUCCCCGAUUCGCUGAGAAUUUCUUCAUCUAGCAUGUCGUUUUAUCCGAAGCGAUCUCGAGGUGGUUUCAAUAUCGAUCAGUUGAGAUGAUUUAGAGAAGCAGGAUGAAUUUCUUGUUCAUUCGAUCGAUCACAAGAAAUAAGAAAAAAGUUAAAAUCACAGAAUCUUCCUGAGAGGAAUUGUGGAGCGUAGAGUUCCGAUCAUGGCUGUGGUUGAGAAUGCCGGAAUAGAUUUGGGAAUCAAUGUUAGUACCUCGAGUCGUGAUUUCGAAGCUGGAACUAUAGAUUUACAUCCUCUCAACGACGUCGAAGCGCUUAAACAAAACCAUUUAGGUGUUCGGAUGGCGGAUCCCAACAUGCAGCAAAAUCACCAGACCUUCCGCCCGCAUGAUCAGACCUUUCAUAUGAAAGUUCAGCAGUUUCAUCAUCAUCAACAGCAGAGGACAUCGACUUCUCCAGCGCAUGUUGGCAACCACAAGCCUCAUGUUCAGCACAAUCUGGACCAGGGACCUAAAAAUGGAGUGCAGAACCUGCUGGUGAGUGCUAUGACGACUCAGCAUGGUGCCGCAGGAAAGUCUGCAUUUGGCCAUACACAUCAGCGGUCGAAUGGUGUCGAUUUACAGAGGAACGGGGAGGCCAGUGAGGGUUUCAAAAGAGAUAUGAGGGAUUUAGAGGAAUUACUCUCUAAGCUGAACCCUAUGGCUGAAGAAUUUGUUCCUCCCUCGCUCACCAACCAUGGAUCGCUAGGCGGUAGUCUUUACACUAACAACUUUUUCAUGCACAUCCAUGGCAACGGCAAUGCCAAUGGAAACACUAAUAGACGGAAGAAAAAUAACUAUAAUCAAGGGAAGCGGAGAAUGAACAAUCGAACGAGUUUGGCGCAGCGAGAAGAUGUAAUAAGGAGGACUGUGUAUGUUUCCGACAUUGAUCAACAGGUCACUGAGGAACAGCUUGCAGCCCUCUUCAUUAAUUGUGGACAGGUUGUUGACUGCCGAGUCUGUGGUGAUCCAAAUUCAGUUCUUCGGUUUGCUUUUAUCGAGUUCACUGAUGAGGAAGGUGCAAGGGCUGCUUUGAGUCUGGCGGGGACAAUGCUUGGAUACUACCCAGUGAGGGUGCUACCGUCAAAAACUGCAAUUGCACCUGUCAACCCAACUUUUCUGCCUAGGUCUGAAGAUGAACGUGAAAUGUGUGCAAGAACUAUUUAUUGCACAAAUAUUGAUAAGAAGGUUUCUCAGGCAGAGGUGAAACUCUUUUUCGAAACAGUUUGCGGGGAGGUGUAUCGCUUGAGACUGCUUGGAGACUAUCAUCAUUCUACCCGUAUUGCUUUUGUUGAAUUUGUACUGGCAGAAAGCGCAAUUGCUGCACUUAACUGUAGUGGUGUGGUGUUGGGAUCCUUGCCAAUAAGGGUAAGUCCAUCAAAGACACCAGUUCGACCACGUGCUCCCCGCCCACCCAUGCAUUGAAUCCUCACAGGACUCCAGAUGAAUAUCAUUGCUAGAUACACCAAUACUCCUCUGGACGGGCUAUUUAAUUUAUAGUUUAGUUCCUUGCGUCGUUGCCUGGGGUCUUUUUUAAUUUAUAGGGGCUCUGGAUUGUUCUUUUUUAGCAUAUACGAUUGGGUGGAACUUCGAGGCUUUGAAAGAGUUAUCUGCAGAUGAAGGUUAACUGUAGGGAAUGUCCCUAAAACGAGUACUCUCCUGAUGUUUCUAACCAAAACGACUGAACACUUUUAAGACAAGGUGU
Molecule: messenger RNA, 1839 nt
Organism: Telopea speciosissima
Lineage: Eukaryota; Viridiplantae; Streptophyta; Magnoliopsida; Proteales; Proteaceae
Product: polyadenylate-binding protein-interacting protein 12-like
Exons: 11
Coding region: 300-1559 (419 amino acids)
Molecular function (GO): RNA binding
Source: RefSeq, a predicted model, not a curated record